UAGAGCUAAAGCGGCCACGAUAUCACCAGGUGAGCCGUUAGCCGACCUCACGAACGGCCACUCAGCUCGCGAAUCGCGCCUAGCCCGCAUCGGCUACAUACGCGCCUCAUUUCACCUAACUCUACACACAUUUCCGUAUCCAUGAGUGGGGAUCCAGAGUAUAUCAGCACUAAUUAUAGCAUGCGCAACAAUGUCAAGCCAUCCUUCUGGGAGCAGAGGACGCGGAUGGAGAAGCGUCUUCUGAUGGCAGUAGGGGUGGUGACGGUGCUGGCCGUUGCCUUCCUCGCUGCCUUCCUCGCCAUCAUCCUGCUGCGGACCUCCCCGGACAACGCCGAUGACAUGCCACAGACUAGCGAACUGAGAGUCUCCCCAUCCCUGCCACCAGCUGUUAUAUCCAAGAGCGACCAGGGCGAAGACUUAGUUUGCAACUCGCCUGGCUGCGUCCACACAGCAUCGAAGUUGUUACACAACAUGGACGACAAAAUAGAUCCUUGCGACGAUUUCUACGGUUUCGCUUGCGGUUCCUUCCUGAAAAACACCAGGAUCCCCGAUGACAAGACGUCCGUGAACACCUUUUCAAUUAUCACUGACCAAUUGCAAGAGCAAAUCCGCACUUUACUGGACGAGCCUGUCAAAGAAAAUGAACCUCGCCCGUUCGUGCUCGCAAAAACACUGUACCAGGCCUGCAUGAACAGAACUGCCAUCGAAGCUCGUGGAGUCAAACCUCUGCUAGAAAUGAUUGAACGUUUGGGAGGAUGGCCUGUCCUUCUAGGCGACACCUGGGAUGACAGUACAUUCACAUGGGAUGAAUCGGUAUACAAAUUCAGGUCUGCUGGAUACUCCGUUGACUACUUCCUGGACUUCUCCAUCAGCGUAGACGUGAAGAACUCAACAAAACGAAUCAUUGAUCUCGAUCAGGCGUCUCUGGGUCUAAGCCGGGAGUAUUUGAACCGGGGCUUCAGUGACAAGUUGGUAGUGGCUUACUACGAGUACAUGGUGGACAUCGCUACCCUCCUCGGGGCAGAUAGAGCUCGCGCUGAGGUGGAACUCAAGGACUCGCUGAUGUUCGAAAUGAAACUUGCCAAUAUCUCCUUGCCAUUAGAAAAACGUCGUAAUGCUACUAGUCUCUACAACCCGAUGACCAUUGGUGAACUGCAAGUCAAGUUUCCAAGGAUCCCAUGGCUGAAAUACAUCAACCGCCUGCUCGCUCCUCAUAUUCAAGUUGGUCUGGAUGAAAUCACUAUUGUCAACGUGCCGAAGUAUAUGUCCGAUCUCGAGGAUCUCCUUGAGAUCACCCCCAAACGUGUGCAAGCUAACUACGUGAUGUGGCGCGUGGCGGGUGCAUCCGUGUCUUACCUGACUGAGGACUUACGGAGUCGGCAGCUGGCAUAUGUGACUGCCCUAUCCGGCAAGACAGAGCGCGAAAGCCGCUGGAAGGAGUGCGCUGACACUGCUAGCGUGAGUAUGUCCAUUGCCGUGGGAGCUCUCUACAUCAGGAAAUAUUUCAACGAAGACUCGAAAUCCAAUGCAUUGGAAAUGGUGAACGAUAUAAGGCAACAAUUCCGCAAAACGCUUACCCAAGUGGACUGGAUGGAUGAGAAGACGCGAGAGGAAGCGCUUCAAAAGGCCGAUGGCAUGUCUUCCCACAUAGCCUACCCCAAUGAAAUGCUCGAUAACAAAAAACUGACGGAGUUCUACGAUGGAGUAUGUUUGGAGAUGAAGGCUGAUAAGCUGAUGGAGUCUGUUCUGAACCUCACGCUGUACGGCACUGAAUACCUGUUCAGCAAACUGCGCGAGCCAGUCAACAAGACCGACUGGGUCACCCACGGACGCCCCGCUAUCGUCAAUGCGUUUUACUCAUCCAUUGAAAACAGCAUCCAAUUCCCGGCUGGUAUCCUGCAAGGAACGUUCUUCUCAGCCCAACGUCCAGCUUACAUGAACUAUGGUGCUAUUGGUUUUGUUAUCGGUCACGAAAUCACUCACGGCUUCGAUGAUCAGGGACGUCAAUUCGACAAAAAUGGAAAUUUGGUUGACUGGUGGCAAGAGAUGACUAAACAAAAAUACCUGGAGAAAGCAAAAUGUAUCAUUGAUCAAUACUCGAACUACAGCGUCGCUGAAGUGAACAUGAAGCUUAACGGCGUUAACACCCAGGGUGAGAAUAUCGCUGACAACGGUGGAAUUAAAGAAGCUUAUUACGCUUACCAAGCUUGGACGCAAAGACACGGACAAGAAGCUAGUCUUCCAGGUCUCGACAAGUACAGUCCUAGACAGCUUUUCUGGUUGAGCGCGGCAAACACAUGGUGCUCAGUUUAUCGUAACGAAGCCAUCAAACUCCGGAUCACGACCGGCUUCCAUGCGCCUGGCCGCUUCCGCGUCAUCGGACCAAUGUCCAACAUGGAGGAAUUCUCUGCUGACUUCAAAUGUCCCGUGGGCUCCCCAAUGAACCCAGUCAAGAAAUGCAAAGUCUGGUAAACUCCUCACAAGACCAAGGAAACGCUCUCUCGCCCAACAGGAAUCGGACCUAUGACAGACUGAUCGUCUGAUCGUCGUCUGAUCGACCGAUCUCAACCUUUUUCGCACCAGACAGAAGCUGUUUCCUCCCACACUGAGAAGUUUAUUCCAUUAAAGUCGACGGGUGCGAACACAAUUAGAUGUUGGAUGUUUUGUCUUACGAUGUUUUACAGGCAUGGCCGAUAACUUAAACACCGCCAAAGCACUUUGAUUGAUCUAUAGUAAUUUAUAAAUUAUUGUUCACUUUGAAGAAUCACAUAUUCAUACAUAGAUAAAUAUUAUAUUGAUGUCGGCCAAGUUCAUAUAACUCAAUGUUUUAGAUGCAUUUUAAGUAAGUAGAUAUGUAUAGGGUACUUACUUGUCUAAGUAAUUUAAUCGCAAAUCCGCAUUGGUGAGAUUUUUAGACUGACCACUAAGAUUGUUGAACAAUUCAUAGUUAUAUUUUUUUAUUUGGUAAGUUGUUAGGCAACUAGACAACAGCCUCCACUAACAACCGUCUUAAAAGUUCACCUAAGCAACGAUACACUUAUUUCGUGUUUCGAGUACAUUUUUAAGUUGCCUAUCAUUUGAUGAAAUUCACAGACAUAUGUGUGUGUCUAGAUUAAUUUAGUUUAUUACUUAACUUAAAGAUCAAAUUUAUGGUCAAGGUUCCACCAUGCAUGAAUAGGACACCAAACUAAAUUCAUUUUAAGUUCGCCGGAGAAGAAGGAUAUUAAAAGUACUUUGAAAUCAAAAGCCAAUAGCAAUCUUCUAUAUAAAAACCUUGCAAAUAUGUCACUCACGUGUGAACCGCUGGUUAUAUUUAAAUAUACUUACAUGUUUACAUUUAAAUUAGAUAAACAGAAAAUACUCGAGUGUUCCCGGUUUCCUGUAAAUUGCAUCUAUACAGAAUUCUACACCAGGUUAGGGCAUAAGGCGUUAAGAUCAUGUAAAAUGGAAAAAUACUUUCCAAUACGGGUUAUAAAUCUUACGGCAGACUCAGGCCAAAUCAAGAACCUUAGCUUUAAUAUCAUUACCUUACCUAACCUUUUUACUAAUACCCGCUUAACCUGCCUAUAUUUUUCAAAUGUUAUUAAUAAUCUAAAACCCCGUAAAUCGUUAUCAAACUUAUAUAUAUAUCUUAUAGUAUACAAGCUACCUUUCAGUAUUUAAUCAAAUAUUAACUACGAUAAUAUACCUGGGUACCUAUAUAAUAACCGUUUCACGGAUUUUGUGUAGGACAACGUAUACUUACUUACAAAGCAGGAAUCCCUUUACAUAGCACAGUGAUAAUUUAAUGUUAGUAUAAGUACUUAGUUCAUUAAGUUAAAUUUUAGGAUAUUAUCUUAUUGUUGUAAACGUUUGAAAACCAAUAAAAAGAUUUGUAUCGACUG
Pararge aegeria (speckled wood butterfly) is the source of this 3884-nucleotide messenger RNA. RefSeq names its product neprilysin-2 (gene Nep2). Gene Ontology annotation, molecular function: metalloendopeptidase activity. Gene Ontology annotation, cellular component: plasma membrane. The coding region runs from base 142 to 2472 and encodes 776 amino acids. NCBI's taxonomy places the organism in Eukaryota, Metazoa, Arthropoda, Insecta, Lepidoptera, Nymphalidae. The record is from RefSeq and is a predicted model, not a curated record. The transcript has 17 exons. Gene Ontology annotation, biological process: protein processing.